AUGGAUAGAAAUCAUAAACUGUUGAGAAAAAUUAUUCUAAAAGCUGGGACCCUCCAAGCUAGUGCUGGAGAGCAGGUCCUCCAGACAGACAUCACUGACCAUGAUGGACUAAGGCUGCCAGCCCUGGUAGACUGCCCCAUUGACAGCCCCCUAAAGGCUGGGAACCUCCAAGCUUGUGCUCGAGAGCAAGUGCUCCAGACAGAUGACCAUUCCGCUGGCCAUGAUGGACUAAGCCUGCCAGCCCUGGUAGACUGCCUCCAGGAUAGCCCUCGAAAGGCAGAUGUCCAUUCCGCUGGCCAUGAUGGACUAAGCCUGCCUGCCCUGGUAGACUGCCUCCAGGAUAGCCCUCGAAAGGCAGAUGUCCAUUCCGCUGGCCAUGAUGGACUAAGCCUGCCUGCCCUGGUAGACUGCCUCCAGGAUAGCCCUCGAAAGGCAGAUGUCCAUUCCGCUGGCCAUGAUGGACUAAGCCUGCCAGCCCUGGUAGACUGCCCCCAGGAUAGCCCUCGAAAGAACCUUGUGCCGAAGCCCCCGCAAGGCCCCAGGCCCAGCCGAGAGGCAAAUAUAGCAAAGGCAGAAAAGAAGGCCACAGAGGUUAUCAAGGCUAGAAGGUCUAGGGAGGCUAAGUCAGGGGUGAAAAAACUAAGCCGCCAAGUAGUUGGUAUGUUGGCACUGCCUCAAACUCUAACUCAAACAACCAGUUACAGUGUCCUGCCAGCUAUCAAGAAGGGCACUAAAGUUACCCUCCAGUCCUCCAGCUCCCUCUCCCUCUCCGAUGACAACAAGGAGGCACUAGGGGCCGUCUGCCAGGUCCUGACCACCAGGGUGGGAGACAUCCUGAACAGUACCUGCAACAACGAUUACAAGGCCAGACUCAUCAUCCAGAAAGGAUUGGAUUCCGGUGCCAGGGAAAGGUUCCCUGACUCUCUGUGUUCCUCUUCACCCAAGGACGAAGAGGAGGUGGUUGUAAGUGUCAUGACUGUCUCAUACCCUAAGCCCUCCACCUCAACCCAGGCAGCAUGGGCAGCUCCUGCCCAGACUCUGGAAGAAGAGGUGGGGGGGGCUGAGGUCUCCGAGAUGAGCUCCCUGAUGCCCACCAAAAACAGGCAGGACCCCCUGGAGAAGAUUCCCUCCCUCCUACCAGGCAAGGAGCACAUCCUCCUUUGCAGCACUCCCUGGGCCACCGUCAUGAGCCCCCAGACUCUGAAGUUUAUUCUCCACGGCAUCAUGAGGGCCAAUGACCCCUUCAGGCUGAUGAAGGAUCUCUUUGUGGAGGUCCAGCAUGCCCUGAAGUAUGCUGACAUCUCUGUCGUCUUUGGCCUGGAGGAGAGCAUCCAAUUCAGUGGGGAGGAUGCGGUGAAGGCCAUCGUGAAGACUGCGGCUAAAAGAUUGUCCUUGCGUUCGGACUCCAACCGGGCUCAACUGCGUGCCGCACGCUCUGGUAGUGAGGGAGCCAUCAGGUGCAUGGCGGACACCAUCACACAAGUCAUAGAUGACUAUUCAGAGGACUGUAGUUCCGAUGGCCAUUUUGGAGCCAGGAGGAGCCGUGGUAGUGGGAGGUCACACUCCUCAAGGAGUGACGUCACCCUCACCGAGGAGCUCCUGGCUUGGAGGGAAACCCUAGAAGAGGACCGAGAGGAGAUGGCUGAUGACAGCACUGGUUUGGAAAAGACCAGUGUAAGCUCAGCCAUCUCUGAAAAGUCCCAGGUUAUUAGCUACCUUUCUGAAAGCACCAAGCCCAUCAGCAGCGCCCUCUCCACAGACCUCGAGGACAUCACCUCCACACAGAAGAAAGAGAAGGAAGAGGCUAUGAAGAAAGAAGUGAGGAAGUCAGGAAAGAAGAAGCGAGGAAAUAACAAGAACCAGAAGAAGAACAAGGUGUCUCCUCUUGGCAAUGAUAGUACUGUGGCUGCAGAUGAGCCUAAGAAAAAACAGGCUCUCCUCCCCGGAUCACAGCCGCCCUAG
This is a messenger RNA of Oncorhynchus masou masou (cherry salmon), 1962 nucleotides long. RefSeq lists its product as uncharacterized. Bases 1 to 1962 code for a protein of 653 amino acids. NCBI's taxonomy places the organism in Eukaryota, Metazoa, Chordata, Actinopteri, Salmoniformes, Salmonidae. The transcript has 10 exons. The record is from RefSeq and is a predicted model, not a curated record.